This is a messenger RNA of Drosophila grimshawi, 1442 nucleotides long. Its product is annotated as cuticle protein. The record is from RefSeq and is a predicted model, not a curated record. NCBI's taxonomy places the organism in Eukaryota, Metazoa, Arthropoda, Insecta, Diptera, Drosophilidae. The coding region runs from base 99 to 1367 and encodes 422 amino acids. The transcript is spliced from 6 exons.
AGAUUAACAGCUAGCAACAGUCAACAGCGACGCGUCAACACAGACCCAGGUUCAUUUCUAAUAGCUCCAGUUCCCAAGUAACUACCAGGAUUAGCAAAAUGUUCAAGUUGGUGGUGUUGUCUGCUCUGCUCGCUGUGGCCGCUGCUCGACCGGGAUACUUGGAGGCAGGUCCUCUGCUGCACAGCUAUGCUGCUCCUGCGAUCAUCCAUGAGCCUGCUCUGGCCCAUGUAGGUUCCAUUGUGAAGAGCAUUCCUACGGCUGUGUCGCAUCAGAGCAUCAGCCAGGUGCACAGCUCGGCGCACAUUGUGCAACCCAUUGUGGCACCUGUGAUCAAGAGUUAUGCUGCGCCCAUCAUCAAGACCUAUGCUGCUCCAGCUCUGCACACCAGCAUUGUGGCGCCUUCAUGGGCUUCCCAUGGCUCGCCAGUUGUCAGCUAUGCAGCUGCCGCUCCAGUGGUGCACAGCACCUAUGCCGCCGCUGCUCCAGUGGUGCACAGCACCUAUGCCGCCGCUGCUCCAGUGGUGCACAGCACCUAUGCUGCUGCUCCAGUGGUGCACAGCACCUAUGCCGCCGCUGCACCACUUGUGCACAGCGCCUAUGUUGCUGCUCCAGUCGCCCACAUUGCUGCUUCGUCGCCGCUGACCUACACCGCCACAGGAGUGUGCAAAAUAAACUACUUAAAUGCGUACCAGAAAUUGGCCGCGAAUAAUAAUCUGGUUUACGGUCGGCACACUGAGAAAAAGAGAGAGACAAGAAUCCGUCCAGGCCAGGCACUGAAGUUCAAGUAUAAAAGACAGCGACAGUUUAGCAGCGGGCACAGUCUAUCCUACGACACAAGUCAAAGAACCACACACAGCUCCCUCAAAAUGUUCAAAUUGUUCGUUCUCGCUGCUCUGCUCGCCGUGGCUGCUGCCCGUCCUGGUCAUUUGGCUGCCGCACCACUGGUCUACAGUGCACCCACAGCUUAUGUACAUGAGCCCGCCCUAGCCAAGGUUGGCGCUGUUGUGAAGAGUGUGCCCACUGCGGUCUCCCACCAGAGCCUUACCCAGGUGCACAGCACCCCAGUCGUUGAAGAUGUGGUAGCACCUGUGGUGAAGACCACUCUGCAUGCCGCUGCUCCUGUGACCACCUAUGCCGCUGCUGCUCCCGUGACCACCUAUGCUGCUGCUGCUCCCGUGACCACCUAUGCGGCAGCUGCUCCAGUUGCCACAUACUCAGCGGUUGCACCUGUGGCCACCUAUUCGGCGCUGCCCGCUGCCUACACCACCUAUGCAGCUGGCGGCCAUCUGCCCUACUCUGCUUACUCUGCAUACUCUGCACCACUACUGCACCACGCACCACUGACGUAUGCAGCCCGCGCCUGGUAAAAGACUGCAAGAGAACGAAAGAUUUUGAUAUUCACCGGUUGUUGACUUGUGUUGUGUUCCCACAAAAAUAAAACA